Molecule: messenger RNA, 3066 nt
Organism: Rhincodon typus (whale shark)
Lineage: Eukaryota; Metazoa; Chordata; Chondrichthyes; Orectolobiformes; Rhincodontidae
Product: RNA pseudouridine synthase D3
Exons: 10
Coding region: 275-1408 (377 amino acids)
Biological process (GO): pseudouridine synthesis
Molecular function (GO): RNA binding; pseudouridine synthase activity
Source: RefSeq, a predicted model, not a curated record
CGGCGCGGAGGAAGUGGAAGUGGGGGACCAUGUGUGGUGAACGCCGCCGGCCGGUGGAGCGUCGGGCUUUGGGAGACUCAGAGUCUGGGGUAUCUGGCUGUUGAUGACAGCGAGUUCUGGGGAAACCAAGACGGGUUUUUCAGGAGCAGACUAUUAGAGCAACUUCAAAAGUCACCCUUUCCCCCUCUCCUCACCUUGCCAUCUUCCUGUGCUUCAAAUAGUGAUCCUGCCUUGGUCUACAUCACAUCACCGAAUCUAUACUCAUGCUUUAAGGAUGAAUCGCGUAUGGAAACAAAUAUGGACACGAGUUUCGGCUCUGACAUCAGUCAUGCGUGGACGCCCCUGUUUUUUCAUACAAAGACUUCUGACUGACUCAGCAUCUCAUGUCUCCAGUAUGGUAUCCUGCUCUGACAUCUGGCUCAAGAGGCAAAAACAGAAACAUAGGCAGCAUUUGAAAAAAGACAAAGUUGUUAGUAUCCUUCAAGAUCCAGGUGUCCCAGUGCUUGAAAAGCUGACCAGAGAAGACCUUCUGGAAAUGCUAGCUACCAGUGUGGUAUACCAGGAAAAUCCUUUGAUUGGUAUCAAUAAACCAUCAGGACUUCCCAUCACAGGUAAAGAACUCUCCUUUACCUCGCUGCUUCCAGAACUUCAGCAGCGAUUGCAUCUUUCAAAAGAACUCCACAUUGUAAAAGCAAGUAACAGGGACUGUUCUGGCCUGGUUCUGCUUUCCACCUGUCACCAAACCACCAAAUACAUUGAGGAUGCCUUCGUCCAAGCUCGGAGAAGGAAGGAAGCACUCACCAGUUAUUGUGCAGUGACAGUGGGCAUCCCAGAACCUGCAGAGGGAGGAAUCAAUGUUGCUCUGAAAAAGCAGAACAUUGGCGAGCAUGAGCUGGUAGUUCCAAUUUUUCAUCCCACGCCUGGAAACUUUCAGCGGAAGGAAGCAAAGAAGGCUGUAACAAUGUACAAGGUUCUCACUGCUGUAGAUGGCUGUGCAUUAGUAGAGCUUCAUCCUCUCUCAACCUUUGAAAGCCUCCUACAGGUCCACCUCACUGUCAAACUGUCUGCAGUUCUUGGGGAUCAUGUGUAUUCUUCCCGGCUCGGCAAGGUUCUGGGAAUUCCCUUCUGUCUCCCAGCGGAAUCAGCAAUUCCUCGAAUUCAGGUCUUGGAUGAAUCCUUGCUGCAGAAGCUGCGUUUUGACCAGAAACAGAUGUGGAAAAUGCCUCUUCACCUUCACUUGCACAAACUUUCAAUUCCACCAUUUGAAAUGAAGAAAUCAGCAACAGUGAUUGUGGCUACUCCUCCAGCUUACUUCCUUAGGACUCUUGACCUCUUAGGCUUAAGAGUUAAUGAGUUUCCUGAAGCAGAUGUAAGGAAGAGGAGAAAUGAAGAAAUGUGUUCCAUAUAGUUCAUGCCAGUACUCUGGCUUAGAGAAGAUUCACAGCUUCUGUGAAGUUUAUUUUGUAGUAAAAUCCAACUAGAAGUGCUGGUUCAAAAAUUUGUAAUAGCAGAUGAUGUUUCCUAACAGGAACAUCUUGUCUCUGGACACUUAUUUUUGAAGCCUUUCUAUUUUUCAGCUAGUUUGGAAGAAAUGAAUGCAAUUCACCUGAUCCUUAUUGUCAGUUUUCUUCAAGAGGAUACACAAACAUCAACUAGCCAACAAGAAACAACCAAUUCUCACUGGUCUGAAUAUACAAGGACAAAGAAAAACAUAAGUUUGACUGGGGCAACAUAUCCAUAAUAGCAUGAGCCAAACAGACAUACCUGGGAAUUCCCAGAGGCCUGGCAUUCCAGCUGGAAUUUCAUCAACAAACACAUUGUAUAUUUUGAGUCCAGUUCAAACCACUGAAAAAACAGAACCGCAUGAGCAAACUAAGGCAUAUAAAAUAACAAGUAGGUCAGAACACCAAAAUGUCACUGGAAGGACAUUGAGCCAGUGUUUGCAGACAUUGAUGUUACCUAGCAGGGUGACAGUGAGCAAGUCAACAACCUCAAACUUCAGCUGUGCUUCUCACUGUCCUCUGCUACUAAAAGGCUGCUAAUAAAUCUACCAUGUCCAAUACUGUCAAUUUAGGGCUCCUUUUGCCAAAGCACAAUGGACAUGAGCUCAAAAAGGGAAAAGCCAGAACUACUGGAGAAACCCAGGAGGUCUGGCAGCAGCUGUGGACAGCACUCUGCUUUCUCUGCACAAUGCUGCCAAACCUACUGGGUUUCUCCAGUAGUUUUACUUUAGAAAUGAACUUGCUGACAUUUGUCUCAAAUGCUGGGCAAUGAGAAAUAAAUUAGUUAUAUAACUUUACUUCAAUGCUUUCUAAGCAGGAAGAACAAACCUACUUGCCAUUUUCUUGAUCAAUUCCCUCCCAUGACAGGAGCAAAGCUACAAACACCUGGGAGCACCAUAGUAAGAGUGCAGUCACCCAGGCAUUGCCAAAUCAUAUGCCUUUAACAUGCCCCAUCCUGGUAACCAGUGUGCUUGCUUAGUGAAACACUAAAUGGAAGUUCAGAUUGUGGGUUUUUCCAUUUUAAACGAACUGAAAACCUUUAAAACAAUGAUGCAAUGCUUAUAAAACUAGAACCCAAAACUUGGCAUAGAUCAACAAAUCAAAAUCAGUGCUAGAAAUAAGGUAAGAUUUUGCUGUUUACAUUUGGGAAUUCAGUGCUAAAUUUCAAACCAAGUAAUUCUGAGUUAGUUUAUAAAUAACUCAAGUCCAGAGUUCUCAUUCAAAUGAGAUCAUGAUUAAGAAGUGUCACAUGCUGCAUUUCUAGGAUUGCCUACUGAAGUUGGCGGUUUAUUUUCUGCACAUCCUAGCAUGGGCUGUUGGUGUUGAGCAAGGUCUUUCCAGAUGAAGGGAUAUGGCACCAAGUUGAUGACUUUGACUGCUGCCAGUUUCCCAAAAACCUAGAGUUAUAAUGCAAUGGAAAACCCAAACCUUGGGAGAUCAAACAUGAAGCACAUUGGAAUCAAGCUGCAGCUAUAUAAAAAACUCAGGAUACCAGUUAUGUAGUUGUUUUCAGCAAGUCACAAUAUAGUCAAGAUUUGUUUUAAUAAAUAUCUUGCAAUUACAA